UCAGAUAUUAAACUGAAUACUUUCUUGAAAAAUAUCGACAUGACGUUCAGCUCUCUGAUCAAAAUUCACUCUUUAUCUGUACAAACCAAGUUUGUAAAACCUCGCCUGAAAUUGAAUUGUCUUUGGCGUCUUUUACUCAUUGGAUCAUUAACAAUUGCCGUGCCAAAUAUUGGUUAUUACUUAUUUUCAGAUAGUAUCAUGCAAAAUAAAACUAGUAAUGCCUUGUCACAAAAUGAUAGGCUGCACGGAUAUCCGGGAAACAUUGAUAACGAUCCAUAUAUAAAAUCCAUGAGAGAAAAAUUUCCUCUUAAAAUGAUAUCAUACUUAUCAAGACUUAUAAAUGCAACAAAUCCGAAAUACGCAUUAACUAUAAAUAGUUCAUACCUUAUAGAGAAUCCAAAUUUGUGCAAACGUGCUCUAAACCUUUCAGUUCUAGUUGUAGUCAAUUCAGCAACAGGAAACUUUGAAAGAAGGCAAGCGAUAAGAGCUACUUGGACUAAUGAUUCCUUUUAUCACCACCUAGGCAAGGUCAAGGUAAUGUUCCUACUCGGUAAACGUCUCAACAAUAUUACACAGGAAAUGAUAAAAAAGGAAUUUGAAGCAUAUGCUGACAUUUUACAAGGGGAUUUUGUUGAUACAUACUACAAUCUAACACACAAAGGAGUCAUGUGUUUCAAAUGGAUCCAAGAAAACUGCCAAAAUCCAAAACAUAUUCUUAAAGUUGAUGACGACAUUCUUGUUAAUAUGUUUCUAUACUUUGAACAUAUUCAAAAGACUCCGAAAAUUCGGGAUGCUAACGUAUACUGUCAUUACAGCACUACUGAAAUUGUUAGGAGACAGUCAAGCAAGUGGUAUAUAAGUGACAAUCAUUUUAGAGGAGUACAAUAUUAUCUCAACUUUUGUCGAGGAAAGUUCGUCAGUAUGACAAACAAUAUAAUUCCAUCGUUGUUCCUGUCUGCUUCUAAAACACCAUUCUUCAAAUUGGAUGACGUACUUUUAUAUGGAUAUGUCAUGCAUAAUAUCCCGAGUUUGAAAUACGAAACCUUUGCUUGGAAGGAAAUGCAGGAGGACAAUAGAAAUGCUAUCCAAUGCUACGAAACAUUGAAAGACAAAUGCCAAUUGGUAAUAAUGCAAGCAAGUGGUAUAAAUGAAAUGUCAGAAACUUGGUCUACACUACUGAAGUAUUUCAAAAAAUAAAACUAAUUUUAUUCGUCUCCCAUAUCAUUAAUUAUAUGAAAAAAAUUAUCAGGUUUUGAAUAUAAAACUCCAUACAAAACAUUAAUCAAUUAUAGUUUUGAGUUUUAUCUGUCUGGUCUAUGUCACUUGUAAGAACCAAAAUGCAUUUAUUUUUAUACAAGCUUGCAUUUAUAUCCUGUUCUACCAUGUCUUUAAACAUUACAUAACAUUAACAACAUCACUGCAUUUCAAAUUCAAGUUAUCUUCAACUCUUCAGACAAUCAUAAUUUACAUUUGUAUAAGUAUGUAAUUUAACUUUUGAUUUAGUGAUUGCCUUGUUUUGACUUUAAGGUCAUCAUAAAUUUGAAUAUUUAAUUAUAUUAAAAUCAUCUACCAGCGGACCCUUACAGUACUGAUUGUAUGUGAUGAAACAACUACUUUACACAAGUCUAAAUGUCGUUCGACAGUCUAUACGUUUUAAAUGUAUAAAAAUAAAUUGUAUAGCCAACUAAGACAUUGUAAAGGCUGAUGAAAAAAAUGUUAUAUACAUUUCAUUGUACAUGUUGUAACAUUGACUAUUUGUAUCUUAUAAAUUCAUAGUUAUAAAUUUCUGUUUCUCCAAUCAAUGUUUAAGGUACAACAAACAAAGGACACAAACAGAGAAAAUUAUUAAUCUUUAUAGUGAUGAACAUUGUUCAGUUUUAACUUAAAAAAGGUUUUACUAUCAUGUAACUUUUUUAUAUUAGAAAUAAGUUUUAGUUCGUUUUGCAAGGUAUAACACGUUUUUUUCAUUUUACUUUAGUAAAAAUGUUUUGAUUAGUUGACAGAUUUGUUUCGCUAAGAAUACAAUGUAUGCAUGUA
This is a messenger RNA of Ruditapes philippinarum (Manila clam), 2037 nucleotides long. RefSeq names its product beta-1,3-galactosyltransferase 1-like. Bases 40 to 1197 code for a protein of 385 amino acids. The transcript has a single exon. The record is from RefSeq and is a predicted model, not a curated record. Gene Ontology annotation, cellular component: membrane. Gene Ontology annotation, molecular function: hexosyltransferase activity. NCBI's taxonomy places the organism in Eukaryota, Metazoa, Mollusca, Bivalvia, Venerida, Veneridae.